AUGAACAUUUAAUAUUCUUUCUUGCCUAACUAUCAGUUCUAAAGGAUUAUAGGACAUGGAACUUUCGGAUAUGUGUUUGAAGCUUAUGAUAGAACCAAUGACAAGAAAGUUGCUAUCAAAAGAAUCUAAAAAAUUUCUAAACAAUUAAGUAGAGAAUAUGAAAUACUACUAUUACUCAAAGGAUCUCCAAACAUCAUUCAAAUAGAAGUAUAAUAUGUUAUAUAUAUAGGACAUAUAUUUGUCUUAAACUGAUGAAGGAAUAAAUGUUCAAAAUAUUAUCUUUGAAUAUAAGGAUUUCUCCUUAGAAAAUAUUUUAGCUUAGGCAAUAAGAAAUAGAUAGUUCUUACAACCAAAUCAAAUUAAAAGUCUAAUGAGAUAAAUCAUAGUAGGAUUAUGUAGUUUAUCUGCUAAAGAUGUAGUUCAUAGAGAUCUAAAACCGUAAUUUUAAUAAUUAUUUUAAGUGAAAAUAUUCUAGUUGAUAAGGAUGGUAAUUUAGUAUUAUGUGAUUUUGGGAGUGCAAAAGUAAUUGAUCAACGUGGAAUGAAUACUUCUUAUGUAGUAUCCCAAUAUUAUAGAGCUCCUGAACUUAUUUUAUCUCAUACAAAUUAUGGAGCUGAAAUAGAUAUCUGGGGUAAAUAAAUAGAUUCUUAAUUUAAGCUGCUGGAUGUAUUUUUUCAGAGAUGAUGGACUUAAAAGUAUUGUUUGAAGGUAAAAAUGAAGGAGAUCAACUAUAUUGCAUCUUCUAAACAUUGGGAAGUCUUAAAGAUAUUGAGAUGAUAUAUUUAUUUCAAUAUUAGUCUUAUAACUAAGAAAUACAAAAGAGAUUCAAAGGAUAUGAAUAGAAGGAUAUAAAGUUUUGGUUAAACAAGUUCUCACAUAUUCCUAAUAAUGAACUUGCAAUUGACCUCUUAUUGAAAAUGCUUUAGAUAAAUCCUAGAAGAAGAAUAACAGCUAAGGAAGCUUUGUAACAUCCUUACUUUCAGCCUUGA
Paramecium pentaurelia is the source of this 989-nucleotide messenger RNA. NCBI's taxonomy places the organism in Eukaryota, Ciliophora, Oligohymenophorea, Peniculida, Parameciidae. The record is from the annotation of a GenBank genome assembly.